Molecule: messenger RNA, 3545 nt
Organism: Raphanus sativus (radish)
Lineage: Eukaryota; Viridiplantae; Streptophyta; Magnoliopsida; Brassicales; Brassicaceae
Product: disease resistance protein RML1A-like
Exons: 4
Coding region: 95-3172 (1025 amino acids)
Biological process (GO): signal transduction; defense response
Molecular function (GO): ADP binding; protein binding; ATP hydrolysis activity
Source: RefSeq, a predicted model, not a curated record
UAUAAAGAAGCAACUUGUUUCUUCCUCCAUAGAUAUCUUAUCAAAACCAUUGUUGUAAUAGUACUAUCUUUAACCUCUCUUUCACAUCUCUGUCAUGGCUUCAUCUUCUUCUUCCUCUUCUCGCGUAACGAGAUACCAUGUUUUCCUGAGCUUUCACGGUCCAGAUGUCCGUAGACGGUUUCUCAGUCAUUUACGCAAUCAAUUAGCAAGCAAAGGGAUCACAACGUUCAACGACCAAGAGAUCGAGAGAGGCCAUACGAUCGGACCUGAACUUGUACAAGCAAUUAGAGAGUCGAGGGUCUGGAUCGUUCUUCUCUCAAAGAAUUAUGCUUCUUCGAGCUGGUGUUUAGAUGAACUACUUGAAAUCUUGAAGUGCAGAGAAGAUCAGGGUCAGGGUCAGAUGGUGAUGACUGUUUUUUAUGAUGUUGAUCCGUCCCAUGUGCGGAAACAGGAGGGAGAGUUCGGAGACGCAUUUAAGAAAACUUGUGAAGGGAAAACAGAGGAAGAGAAGCAAAGAUGGAGCAACGCUUUGUCAUAUGUAGCAACCAUAGCUGGAGAACACUCUUUGAAUUGGACUGAUGAAGCAGACAUGGUUGAAAAGUUGGCCACAGAUGUGUGGAACAAACUGAAUAUUACACUGUCAAGGGAUUUCGACAAGAUAGUGGGACUGCAAGCUCACUUGAGCAAACUGAUCAGUUUGUUAUGCUUGGAGUGUGAUGAUGUGAAGAUGAUUGGGAUUUGGGGUCCUGCUGGAAUUGGUAAGUCCACAAUCGCUAGAGCUUUAUUCAAUCAUCUUUCUGGUGAUUUCCGACUUAGAUGCUUUAUGGGGAACCUCAAGGGAAGUUAUAAGAGCAUAAUGGGUGUUGAUGACUAUGAUACCAAGUUGGGUUUACAAAACCAGCUUCUAUCUAAGCUUUUCAACCAAAGGGAUAUUCGGGCACAUCAUUUAGGUGCCAUAAAAGAAUGGCUACAAGAUCAAAGAGUGCUUAUCAUUCUUGAUGAUGUAGACGAUCUAGAUAAACUAGAGAUUCUGGCAAAGGAGCCUUGUUGGUUUGGUUUCAGAAGUCGGAUCAUCAUUACCACGGAAGAUAAAAGUAUUUUGAAGGCGCAUAGGAUUAAUGAUACGUACCACGUGCAUUUUCCAUCACCAGAAGAAGCUUUGGAGAUUUUGUGUCUAUCUGCUUUCAAACAAAGUUACGUACGAGAUGAUUUUGAAGUGGUUGCAAAUAAAGUAGCAAAGAUUUGCGGCAAUCUUCCGCUAGGCCUUUGUGUUGUGGGUUCAUCUUUGCGUGGGGAGAGCAAGGAAGAGUGGGAGCUUCAGCUAUCUAGGAUCGGAACUAAUCUUGACAGAAAGAUUGAGGACGUGCUAAGAGUGGGAUAUGAUAGGUUGUCGAGAAAAGAUCAAUCUCUGUUUCUCCACAUCGCAUGCUUCUUCAACCAUAGUUUUUACUAUGAUAAUUAUACUGUUGAUUAUUUGACAAGCAUGCUCGCUGACAGCAAUUUGGACGUCGAGAAUGGGCUGAAGACCCUAGCCGUCAAAUCUCUUGUGCAAAUCGAUACCAAUUUUCAUAAGGUAGUGAUGCACUCAUUGCUCCAACAGCUGGGUAGACAAGUAGUUCAUGAACAGUCAGAUGAGCCUGGAAAACGUCAGUUUUUAGUAGAACCCGAAGAGAUUCGUGAUGUUCUAACAAAGGAAACAGGCACUGGAUCGGUCAUAGGUAUAUCAUUUGAUAUGUCUACUAUGGGUGAAGUGUCUAUAAGUGGGCGAGCCUUUGAACGAAUGCCUAAUCUUCAAUUCUUAAGGAUCUAUUAUUACGGAUGGAAACUUGUAAAUGGUGAUACACUGAGAAUAGCAAAGGACAUGAAGUAUCUACCUCAUCUAAAGUUACUUGAUUGGGAUUCUUACCCAAGAAAACAUCUGCCUCCAAAGUUUCAGCCAAUAUGUCUCGUUGAGAUUUCGAUGCGAGAUAGCCCCCUUCUCGAAAAGCUAUGGGGUGGAAUGAAGCACCUUCCAAAUCUCAAGAACAUAGCUCUGGACAAUUGCUGGAGGUUGAAAGAAAUCCCAAAUCUUUCCAAGGCUACUAAUCUCGAGACACUAUCACUUUCGUCUUGCAAAAGUUUGGUGGAGCUUCCCUCUUCUAUUCGGAAUCUACACAAACUGAAAAAGUUAAACAUGAGCUACUGCAAAAGGCUACGAGUUAUUCCCACCAACAUCAACUUAGCAUCUCUUGAGGAAGUCAACAUGAGUAGUUGCACACAGUUGAGAACGUUUCCAGACAUUUCUAGCAACAUCAAAUAUCUUUAUGUGGCAAACACAAAGAUAGAAGAUGUUCCUCCAUCCGUUGUUGGACGUUGGUCUCGUCUUAACAGGCUUCAGAUGGGCAGCAGAAGGAUCAAGAGAUUAGCACAUGUCCCGCUAAGUGUGACGGAUCUAGUACUAAGCAAGAGCGAUAUAAAGAGGGUUCCAGAUUGUGUCACUGGUCUCCCUUGUCUUGAGUCUCUUACCAUCGGCAACUGCAGAAAGCUGGUGUCACUGCAGAGUCUCCCGCCUUCGCUUCGGAAACUCGAUGUAUUUGAUUGUGAAUCACUCAAAAGCGUAUGUUUCUCGUUCGAUGAACCAAGAGCACAUGUUACUCUCAACCGCUGCAAAUCGGAGAAAGACGCAAGAGUAUCUUCUUCUAUCUACCAUCCAACCAGAGAAGUCAUGUUCGUCAACUGUUUGUCACUAGAUGAAGAAGAAAGAAGAGCAAUCAUACAACGAUGGGAUUACAAGUGUUUAGUGUUACCAAGUAAACAAGUCCCUGCAGAGUUUACUCACAAAGGCAAAAACAACUCCAUAACCAUCUCUUCAACGACUUUCUCUGCAUCAUCAAGAUUUAAGGCUUGCCUCCUGCUUUCUCUAACUGAUCAGGCCUUGGUCGACACUUCAGGUUUUUGUCGUCUAAAAAGCAAAGGGGUUCUCAUCAAGGAAUUUAGAUACGCUGUUGGGUAUUUCCAACUCUUAACUGAACACCUGAUAGUAUUUUCUGGGGACCUAUUUGAAGAACACAGAUGCCUUGAGUCUGAUGCGACUACCAGCGACAUUAUAUUUGAAUUCAGUGGCAGCAGGGAAAACUUUGACAAGAAUACUGAUUAUAUGAUUCUUGGGUGUGGUGUACAGAUCUUGGCAUAGGAAGGUGAGAGUAGCAGCAGCAGAUUAAAAGAGCACAAGGAUGGAGCCAUUGAGGUCUCUAGAGAUAAAAGUGUGGUAAAUACGGUUGGUGGAGUUGUCCUAAGAAGCUUGGUCUGAGGAAAAAAGAAGACAUACCGUGAAAUUUCAUGAGCGUGACCAUUUUCCGACCGUUUUCCAAUUUUUGUCAUCAGUCAAAACGGUCCAUUUCCGACCGUUUUCCAACGGAUAGGGCCGUCAGAAGAUACUCAUUUUCUUGUAGUGUAUAUUGCUCUUUGGUUUAAUAUACGGAUUACUUGUAAACUAGGAUAAGACCUCACUUUGUGCAGAGUGAAUUUUAUGAUAAAUAUUUAAAAUAUAUAAUAUUGACAGAUUA